UGCAGGGAGGUGAUGUAAUGCUUUAAAGAGCAGAAGUGGUGCUGAUGCUGCGCAGUCAAACAGCAGCAGAGAGACGGGACAAAACACACGGCUCACACACACACCACAGACUUACAUCAUACUGAGGAGAGAAGGUUCAUUACAGACUCAGCUCACCCUCAGAGACAGAACAAUGACUCUCACAGCGUACAGAGAGAAGAUGAAGGAGCUCCCCCUGGUGGCCUACUUCUGCUCUUGCAUCCUUCCAGAACCUAAAGAGAAAACCAAAAAAACUCACGAAGGCGUGGUGGAUUUAAACCUGUGCCUUAUAAAAGACAUGGAAGUGAUUGAGCUGAACAAGCGCUCCUCAGGUCAGGCCUUUGAGGUCAUCCUGAGGCCUCCAUCAUUCGACGGGCAGAGGGAGUUUAAUCCCACCAUCCCACCCCGCAGAGACCCUUCACUGGAGGAGAUCAAGAAGAAGCUGGAUGCAGCAGAGGAGAGGAGAAAGGGUCAGGAGGCUGAACUUCUGAAACAUUUGGCUGAAAAGCGAGAACACGAGCGUGAAGUGGCUCAGAAAGCCGCGGAGGAACACAACAACUUCAUCAAAAUGGCCAAAGAGAAGCUGGAGCAGAGGAUGGAGAUCAACAAGGAGAACAGAGAAGCUCACAUUGCUGCCAUGCUCGAGCGCCUGCAGGAGAAGGAGAAACACGCUGAGGAGGUGCCUUGAGGUCUUCUGAACAUUUUGGGAUCCUGAUCACCAAAGGACUGAAUACGAUAAAGCCGAGAGCUUUAUUAGCUUUUUUGGGGAAAACAAACAAACAAACACACAAAAAAAGCGAAAAUCACAAAAUGCUGUGAUGUUACUAUCACUUUACGAUGGCUUUUGUGCGGCUGUUUUUUUGCGAGACGAGAAACAGAGACUGUUUUUCCAGCAGAAUUGGAGAAAGGAGCAGCGCUAAUUUAAUACAAGGAGCCAAUUGUGCCAAAACUCUGUGUGUGUGUGUGUGUGUGUGUGUGUGUGUGUGUGUGUGUGUGAGUGUGUGUGUGUGUGUGUGUGUGUGUGUGUGUGUGUGUGUGUGUAAGGUGUGUUUUUGGACAUUCUCGUGCCUGUUUUGUUAAAGCCAGACCUCAGUGAAUCCUCUUGUUUGCAGUGAAGAUGUUCUAAGGCCUUCAUGAUCAGCUGGUUUCUGAUUUGGCUCUUCGGUUUUGCUGUACAGAAAUUGUGAUAUAUAUUUUAGAUGCGAAGGACAUUAAAGAUCUGCUGUGUGAUAUA
Molecule: messenger RNA, 1252 nt
Organism: Silurus meridionalis
Lineage: Eukaryota; Metazoa; Chordata; Actinopteri; Siluriformes; Siluridae
Gene: stmn4l
Product: stathmin-like 4, like
Exons: 7
Coding region: 173-706 (177 amino acids)
Biological process (GO): neuron projection development; regulation of microtubule polymerization or depolymerization; microtubule depolymerization
Cellular component (GO): cytoplasm; neuron projection
Molecular function (GO): tubulin binding
Source: RefSeq, a predicted model, not a curated record